GUGCAGUAGUGAGCUUGCAGCGGCAGACUGCGGUGCUGGCUCACCAUUCAUUGUGAUGGAGGAGGUCGAUACGCAGCCGUCGCGCGUCGCCAGUGUCGCCGCGCCUCCUGUGGUGCGCGGUCGUAGCCUCGCCUCCCGGCACGCGCCGCUCGCUACACAUUUGUGAGCACUGCGCAACCGACUCGCAUCGGCAGUGAAGCCUUUAUUUAUAAACAAAUUAUAAUUACCUGUGCUUUAAAUUAAAUUUCAGCGCCAGUUUCAUUCAUGAACAACUGUUCCGACUAUCUUAUUUGAUAAAUAGUGAAGUUUAAUAUGAUAUCGUACUUAUUUAAUAGUUUUCGUGAAAGCGCACAUGGCGACAGACUGUAUUACAUAAAUAUUAAAUAAUAUGAACAAUAUUUGCUUCUAUAUUAAUCAGUAUUGUUAUCUGUCUUCAUUGACGGACAAAUGCAGUAAACCAAGUCGUCGGUACACUUGAAAAAUCCAAUAUGGUGGUCGGUCGCAGAAACGUGAGUGUGAUGCGUCUGGGGCGCUGCGUGGCAUUCCUCGCCGCUGCCGCCAUCCUGCUACCCUUCACAAUACUCCUCAUGGUGGCAGACCAGCAGUACAACCUCACAUACAGCUCCAAAAGAGUUUUUUACCAAGAGAGAGACUUCUAUAAAAUUAAUGGAACAUAUUACGCGCCCGCAUUCACGAUAACGACACCUACUAUGUUAAGGACACAGUAUAUCUUCGAGAAUGGGACACACGAGGAGGGUCUCCUGACUCGAGAUAAGUUCAUGGAGGUCAACGCCAGGAUGGAGGCAAGGCGGGACUUCUUGAAGAACGAGUGCUCGAAGUUAGGCUUGGACACGUCCAGCCAGAAGUCUAAUGCCUGGGAGUACUUGAUUAAUAGACAGUACCAUGUUAUAUGGUGCAACAUAUUCAAGGCGGCAUCCACAUCGUGGAUGUACAACUUCAACUUAAUGGCGAACUAUACAGCGGCAUUCCUUGAUAAAACCAAGGAGGUCCCACUCGAGUUAGCAAGGAAGAAAUACGCACGUCCAACAGCAGAAAUGAUCAAAAAGGCACAAGGAGAUUCGAUAACAUUCCUUAUCGUAAGGCAUCCCUUGGAACGAUUGGCAUCCGCGUACAAUGACAAAAUCGUUCACGCUUGGCCCAAGUCAUUCCAUGACAAGAUGGGACAGAGGAUCAUCAGGAAAUAUAGGAAAAAACAGACUCAAGAAUCACCAAGUCUACCAGAGAAAUACCCAAUAUUCCAAGAAUUUGUUUCGUACGUGUUAGAUGAGGCGAAAGCUAAAAGAUCGUUGGACAUGCACUGGACACCAUACACCACUUUCUGCACGCCGUGCAAAUUCAAUUUUGACGUUAUCCUCAAGUUUGAAACACUCGACGAGGACCAACGGUUCCUGAUCCAGCUGGCUCACCUCCAAGAGAUUAUAAAGCCAGAAUGGCGCAACAGCGGCAAAGGCACCAACACAUUGCAUAACAUCAACCAUCUGUACUCAGGGCUCAAGAAGAACCAACUCGACGGCCUUUACAACUUGUAUAAAUACGACUUUCAAUUGUUCAACUACACAAUAGACAACUAUUACGAGAUUGUGGGACAAGAUGAGACCAGCAGCCACGGAUGAACUCUAAUCAGUCAGUUUGAAAGCUUCAAGAUAAUGUUACAUUAACAUAAGCAGCAAUACAAGUAUCGAAGUUGAUGAAUGGAUGAUGAAUUAUUCAUCAAUGGCUGGAAAGACUGAUCGUUGUACAGAAAUGAUUGAUGGAUGUAUUAUUGAUCCACCGGCCAAAUGCAAACUUGCCCCUUGCGUCAAUUUUCUGUUAUCGUUCGGCAGCCAAAAAAAUAAUUUAUGAAUUUUGUAUUACAGUGUUUUCUUUGCAGCACUAUAGAGUAGUGUCAUUGCCUUAAAAAAUUAAACUGUCACAAGUCUUUUUACUUUUUUUGUGCACCGUUACGCUUUAGGCUUUAUUUAUGAGACAAUGUAGGUAACAAAUAGAUUUAAGUGUUAUAGAUAACUCACUUAAGAGAAAAUUAACGAGAUUCGUAUAAAUUGCGUUGUUUUAUCUUAAGGCCUCAUCAAUCACCUUGUUAGUUUUAGAUGUAAGAAUUAAGAUAACGGAAAUUACGAACUGUUGAACUAAUCAAAGUUAUAUCUAAGUAGGUAGAGCUAAUAGCUGAAUUUAGUUAAUAUUGACGCAUAGGACAAAAUAUGUGUACAUAUGUCUUAGUUUUAUAACGCAAACAAAAUUCCUUAGUGCUUCCAUAAAAUAUAGAAUUAUGGAAUAAAGUUAACGUACCUUUAUGAGAAACAAAGUCACUAAGUAGGUUUAUAGUUAUGGCAUUUAAAGGUUGACCUGCUUGAUUCCUUUGCUAGAUUAAAAAAAGAGCAAAAAAACAAGUACCAUUCUAGUGUUUAGUGUUAGUACCUAGAUAAUUUUAUUGUUACCGUUGCAUUUCAAACUAUGCACAGAAUGUGAUAAUUUCGAUCAAAGAACAAAGUUUUUGAUGUUUUGUUUUUGUUAUUAUUUUCAUUUGUUGUUACUUUAAAAUCAGUAAAUCACAGACAUAUUUUUGAAGACGUUCGUGUAAAACAGAAUAAGAUAUUAUUGUCAAUUUUACAAAGAAACAUUUUAUGAUCGUGACUUUAUAUUUUAGACAUGUUAGUUUCAUAUUUAAUAUUGUUUUAAAAACAUUAUUUAUUCGUUGUUAACGUAUUAAUGGUUAAUAAUAAUUUAAAGCAGUCUGUAUUCUUGUAAGACCUAUGUACUAAAAUAACACAGACAUUUUUUGAAAUUACAAUUCUGGCAAGUAUGCAAAUUGAUUCAAAUUAUAUUUAUUUUGCUAAUAAAGUCGUUUAUAUCGAUUACAAGUAUAUGACGUCACAGUCCACGUUGAACAUUGUAAAUAAAUAGUUGUUAAGAAUAUUUAUUGUUAAGUACAAAUCGUAUUUAUAUUAAAAAAAGCGUUGUUUAGUUCACAAUUAUAAGUACCCAGUUGUUGUAUCUAAUCGUAAUGCCCUACCCAUAGUUUACAAAAUUAAUUAUUGUUAUUCUCACAAAUUAAUUCCCUUGUUACCAUAGAUAUGAAUUUUAUUAUAUUUAUAUUCGGCCAAGGUUUAAGUAGACUAAUUAAUUAUGUAGGUACCUGGUCAUGAAUGUAUUCAUGUACGCGACAUUUUGACAUCGAAAUAUGCCUUUUUCCUUAUACAAUUAUGGAAUGUAUCAAGGAGUCCGAUAUUGUCAAUUUGAAAUUCGAAAAACGAAUGGAACGACUCCUUAAAUAGGUCAUAGAUUAAAAUUACGUUUCGUUCGCCUUAAUUCUUGAUACUAGUUGACUUGUUACUCUACAAUUCCUUAUGCAACCCUAAAAAAUAAAUAAAUUGAAGUUUUCUUCGUAAAAAAAACUAAGUUCACUAGUCGUAGAAUCCCACUUCAGCUUAGUACAUUAAUUAGCGACAUCGCUAAACCUUUCCAUGUAGCUAUUCUACAAAUAAUUUGACUUUCUCCUAGUGAGGUUUAUUUAGUGAUACAAAUAGUUGAUACGGAAUGAAUUAGACCAAAAAGAUAUGGCCUAUGAAAGUAACUGUAAUGGUGCUAUAGUCCUAUAGAUUUUGAUCUCAUAUCAGAAUGUGAGACUCGUAUGCAUGCACAAUCGUUGCUAAUUAUGUAAUGCGUUAUAGAUUCCAACGGUAACUGAGUCGGUUGUGUUAUAAUAAUGUUGAAAGAAUUAUUCUUAGUACUUAUAGAAAAAUAAAUUGAAUAUUUAAUA
Messenger RNA from Trichoplusia ni (cabbage looper), 3778 nucleotides. Its product is annotated as carbohydrate sulfotransferase 11. Gene Ontology annotation, cellular component: membrane. NCBI's taxonomy places the organism in Eukaryota, Metazoa, Arthropoda, Insecta, Lepidoptera, Noctuidae. The transcript has 8 exons. Gene Ontology annotation, biological process: carbohydrate biosynthetic process. The record is from RefSeq and is a predicted model, not a curated record. Gene Ontology annotation, molecular function: sulfotransferase activity. The coding region runs from base 489 to 1634 and encodes 381 amino acids.